UCGGCUGCGACGUUGAGCUUUGGAUUUUUUUAAGUAAAAUUUUUGUUUCGGAAAAGGUAAAGUUUUUUUUACGAGGAGAUUCAUCAUUGUUUUGGGCUCUGAUCUUCUUUGGUUUAGCGCUUUUUUACACUGACCAAUGCCCGGCAGAAACAUGGCGUUUCUUCUCAGAGGCGUUCGCGUUUGCCGUUACUGACGGUGGUUUCGUUCUGCGUUUCAAGUACUCAGACCGAGUGGCAUGAAUGAAUGUGAAUCAAGUCAAAACUGUGCUGCUGAAAAGGAUAUGGAGAACCUAUACAAUCUAUGGAAGGCCAUUUAGAGCUCAAACGGAAUUCAAGAGGUUAAUCCUUUGGAACAACUGUGAAGACCAUGUUGCCCCAACAAAGCCAGAUGGAAAAUAUGCAAGGCAGGUUUAAACCUGAAAGGUCUAAUUUGUCAUAUGCUGAUCUUCAUCAAGAAAAUACGAAAGGUGGAAAAGAGUUUUUAUCUAAAUCUUCAUGGAAGAAUAAGAAACAACAUCCUGAUAUCAAGACAAAGGAGGAAGAAGAGCUUGUGAAGUACAUGUCACAUUUACCAAGUUAUCUGGAGAGAGGAGCAAAAAUCCCCAAGAAAAGGUUUUAAAUGUUGGGGUCCUUGAGUGGGGGCGUCUUGAAAAAUGGCAGGGUAGCUAUGAACAGAUCUCACAUAGUAGUAUUUCUUCACUUUCCAGCAGCAACACAUCUUCAUCGUUAUCAGCAGACGAAUCACCAGCACAUUCGAGCACAGGUCACAGUUUCUCUCCCACUCGUCAACUGUUACAGCACCCCGUACCGCAACCUCAUCUGAUGUCCGUCCCCAUAGAAGGCCAUUUGCCUUCUGUCAAACCUUUUAGGGAAAACAUUGGAAAGUUUCAAGAUCUCAAGACUCCCAGGAGAAGCACCUUAACUGUUCUAGAAAAAUUCAUCAGAGAAGAUAAAUCCUUUUGCAAAAAUAAUCCACAAAUCAAGCUGGAACAGUUCAAGAGAAGAGAAAUGCUCCCAAAGAUUGAUUCAGAAAGUGGAACUGUGCCAAGUGGGGUAAAAGAAAAUGCAGCAUCAUGUGAGAAGGUGAAAAUGAAGAACCAACGUGGUGAAAUUAUGAAAAAAGCUGAGAUGUUUCAAGAAGUUGUUCCAAAAGGGGCUUACCAAGACGUCACUGGAAAAAGAAACACAGUUGUCCUGCUUUUGCGAACAGAUUUACCCGAAACAAAUCAUUCAGGAGCAGCAAACCUUUCUGAUUCAACAACUAAGUCGAGUAAAAAAGAAACAGAACCUAAGCAGCAGAGGACCUUCACAGAAACAUUUAAAGAGGCUCACCAUGCAGAGCUUAGUUCAGAUUUCUAUCAUUCAGGCCCAGUGCCCGGUGAACUUGAUGGCAUCAAACAUUUACAGAUUAAAACCAUGGGCUUGUUAGAUGCAAAUAGUAAUGGCUUUAGAUCAGAGAGAUUUCAAUUUGUACUUCCUGCGGCAAAGGUAGAAAUUAGUUCUUCCAGAAAGAGAACCCUAGAGGAGAAAAAGUUAAAUGCAACAAACGUAGCUUCUGCUGCAAAUGAGGCUUGCAAAGGACUAGACCCAAAAGUACACAAGGUUGCAUCUGAAAAAAAUCGAAGCACUUCUCCUUUCGGUCGUCUUAGCUUCAGUAUUGGUAAAACGGGCAAAAGUUCCAGCCUCAAAGAGGAUUCUUCUAUACCUCAGAUGAGUUCGACAUGUAGUUCUGCCAAAACCAAGCCAGAGAAUCUUCUUGCUUCUAAUGUUGACACUUCUUGCGGUGAUACACUCAAUGCUAAAAGCAGAGCCAGGUCCAGCCCUUUGAGAAGAUUAUUAGAUCCACUUCUGAAACCAAAGGCAGUUAACUGCCGCAGUUUUACCAAUCAACUACAGGAGUCAAUUAUAAGAGAAGGUGCCUGUAAGUCAUCAGAACGGAGAAGACAUUCAUCUGUGACUGUGCACUCAGUGAAAGCAAAAUCAAAUACAAUCAGUCAUUGCACAAUCAAUGUAACUGAUUCAGCACCGAACAAAAAGAAUGGUUCUUCAGUAGCUCAAGCUCUUCUCAGAGUUCAAGUUAAGAAUGGGUUGCCUCUGUUAACAUUUGCUGUUGAUAAUGAGAGUAAUAUACUUGCAGCCACAGUAAAGCUGUUAAGUUCGUCGGGUAAGGGUGGUUAUGAAUGCAUUUACACAUUCUUUUCCGUUCAAGAAGUCAGGAAAAAGAAUGGUAUGUGGAUAAAUCAAGGAGGAAAAGGCAAAGGCAUUUGCCCAGACCAAACCAUGUGGAUCAAUUUAGCACUAGAGAAUUUGUUCUUCUUACCUUGGAUGUAGGACAGCAGACAAAUUCAGAAGCAUCUGAUUUCCAGCCAAAUGAUGAGCAGGCAGCUAUCGUUGUCGAGAUCCCAAAAAGGAACGGCAGAAAUUCAAUCAGAGAUGGGUAUUUGAUUGAUAAGCGUCACAGCAUGUCUGAUGCAGAAUUGAAAGCAUGUUUGCCGGAGGUAAAACUUGAAAUCAAUUCUAGGAAAAAGGGUUCUUUUGUGGGUGUUCAAGACAUUGGUGCUACAGUCAUACUUCCAAGUGGCGUGCAUAGCUUGCCAAAUAAAGGUGAACCUUCUUCACUGAUCCAACGAUGGAAAUUAGGUGGAGCAUGUGAUUGUGGUGGUUGGGAUUUGGGUUGCAAACUGAGGAUUCUGUCCAAUAAGAGCCAGUGCAACCUGAGACCUAGUUCAUUGAAAGGUUCUUCAACUUCUAAUCAAUUUGAACUUUUCUUUCAGGGUGGAGCACAAGACAAGAAACCAUUCUUCAGCUUGGUUCCUUUCAGUGAUGGUAUCUAUACAGUCAAGUUCAAUUCAUCGCUUUCUCUUAUGCAAGCAUUUUCAAUUUGUAUUGCUGUUUGGGAUAGCGGAAAUCACUGUGAGCUUUCAGAAUGAGUUCCCUCGUAUUAAGAAAGAACAUUGAGGGGAAACCAUGAUAAAUGACAGAACAAGAGAACCUAAUCCAAUCGAAGCAGAGGCCCCUGCAAGGUAUGUCUCAUAUCCUCCCGUUUCUCCUGUCGGAAGGGUCUAGAAGAAUCUCGCACAACGAACGAUGUUGUAAUUAAGUGUAAAGGUAUAAUUAGAUAUAUCAUAUACAUUUAUGUUUGUUGGUUAGGCAAUGGUCAGUGAGAUAGCUAUCAAUCACCAAUGAAAAAUAAGUAGUGAACAAGGCUUGUUUGUGAAAGCCAGGGACAGGUUCCCCUCAGAGCUUCGGGUCGUAUUUUGAUUCCCUUUCGACAAAAGAAGCAAAUGUCUGAUGGUAGUAUGAACAAAUUGAAAUCAGUGUA
Messenger RNA from Hibiscus syriacus, 3321 nucleotides. RefSeq lists its product as uncharacterized. The transcript is spliced from 4 exons. The record is from RefSeq and is a predicted model, not a curated record. The coding region runs from base 822 to 2330 and encodes 502 amino acids. NCBI's taxonomy places the organism in Eukaryota, Viridiplantae, Streptophyta, Magnoliopsida, Malvales, Malvaceae.